AUGUGGGGCUGCCCCAUGGCAGGGGGAUGUGGGGCUGCCCCACGGCAGUGUCCCCCAGCCCCACGGCGAGCCCCAUGGCCUUGUGGGGCCUGCUCGCCCAGCCUCGGGGUGGGGGGACAUGGGGCUGCCCCACAAGCAAGCCCCAGCCCCACGGCACUGGGAUCCAGCCCCACAGCAAGUCUCAGCCCCACAGUGCCUGCUCGCCUGGCCCUGGGGCAUGGGCAUGUGGGGCAGCCCCAUGGCAGAGGCACAUGGGGCUGCCCCACAGCGGCAUCCCCCAGCCCCACGGCAGCCCCAGCACUCCAGCCUCGGCCCCACGGCGCAGGGGGGAGCCGUGGGGCGGCCCCAUUGCAGCCCCAUGGUGCUCGCUGGGCCUCAGCCCCCCGGCUCCGGGCUCUGCCCCACAGCUCCAGGCUCAGCCCCACGGCUCUGGGAUCAGCCCCACGGCUCUGCUCCACAGCUCCGGGCUCUGCCCCACAGAUCAGCCGCCCAGCUCAGCCCCACAGCUCCAGGCUCUGCCCCACGGCUCAGCCCCACGGCUCCAGGCUCAGCCCCCCAGCUCAGCCCCACAACUCCAGGCUCAGCCCCACAGCUCCGGGCACAGCUCCAGGCUCAGCCCCAUGGCUCAGCACCACAACUCCAGGCUCAGCCCCACGGCUCUGCCCCACAGCUCCAGGCUCAGCCCCACAACUCCAGGCUCAGCCCCACGGCUCAGCCCCACAGCUCCAGGCUCAGCCCCACGGCUCCAGGCUCAGCCCCACGGCUCAGCCCCACAGCUCCAGGCUCAGCCCCACGGCUCUGGGAUCAGCCCCACGGCUCCGCUCCACAGCUCCGGGCUCUGCCCCACAGAUCAGCCGCCCAGCUCAGCCCCACAGCUCCAGGCUCUGCCCCACAACUCCAGGCUCAGCCCCCCGGCUCCAGGCUCAGCCCCACAUCUCCAGGCUCAGCCCCACGGCUCCAGGCUCAGCCCCACAACUCCAGGCUCAGCCCCACGGCUCCAGGCUCAGCCCACAGCUCAGCCCCACGGCUCCAGGCUCAGCCCCACAGCUCCAGGCUCAGCCCCACGGCUCCAGGUUCAGCCCCACGGCUCUGCCCCCCAGCUCCAGGCUCAGCCCCCCAGCUCCAGGCUCAGCCCCACAUCUCCAGGCUCUGCCCCACGGCUCCAGGCUCAGCCCCACAUCUCCAGGUUCAGCCCCACAGUUCCAGGCUCAGCCCCACAUCUCCAGGCUCUGCCCCACGGCUCCAGGCUCAGCCCCACAACUCCAGGCUCAGCUCCAGGCUCAGCCCCACAACUCCAGGCUCAGCCUCACAACUCCGGGCUCAGCCCCACAGCUCAGCCCCACGGCUCCAGGCUCAGCCCCCCGGCUCCAGGCUCAGCCCCACGGCUCCAGGCUCAGCCCCACAUCUCCAGGCUCAGCCCCACGGCUCCAGGCUCAGCCCCACAUCUCCAGGCUCAGCCCCACAGUUCCAGGCUCAGCCCCACGGCUCCGGGCUCAGCCCCACAGCUCCGGGCUCAGCCCCACGGCUCCAGGCUCUGCCCCCCAGCUCCGGGCUCAGCCCCACGGCUCCGGGCUCAGCCCCACAGCUCCGGGCUCAGCCCCACGGCUCCAGGCUCUGCCCCCCAGCUCCGGGCUCAGCCCCACAGCUCCGGGCUCAGCCCCCCAGCUCCGGGCUCAGCCCCACAGCUCCGGGCUCAGCCCCCCGGCUCCAGGCUCAGCCCCACAGCUCCGGGCUCAGCCCCACAUCUCCAGGCUCAGCCCCACAGCUCCAGGCUCAGCCCCACGGCUCCAGGCUCAGCCCCAGGCUCAGCCCCCCGGCUCUGCCCCCCAGCUCCGGGCUCAGCCCCCCAGCUCGGCCCCCGGCGCGGGCAGCCGUGGGGCGGCCCCUCCCCUCCCCCCGCGUGGGGCUGGGGCCCCGUCUCCGUCCCCCCCCCCGGCCCCAAUAAAGGAGCUUCGAUGGCGGCUGCUGUGCCUGGACGCCUGGGCCCCCGGGGGGCAGGGGUCAUCGGGGGGGUCAGGGGUCACCGGGGGGUCAGGGGUCAUCGGGAGGUCAGGGGUCACCGGGGGUCAAGCGCAGCCACACACCCCCCCAGCCCUGGGGUCACCCCGGGUCUCAUUUGCCCCGCCCACCCGGGAGGGGGCGUGUCCCCCCGCGGUGGGAGCCAAUGAGGGCGGGCGCGGCGCAGGGCGGGAGCCAAUGGGGGCGCGGCACAGGCGGGAGGGGGCGGCCCCAAAUGCCCCCAACUGCCUCACAGCCCCCCUAAUUGCCCCCACCUGCCCCAUAGCCCCCCACCUGCCCCAUAGGCUCCCUAACUGCCCCCUAACUGCCUCUUACCUGCCCCAUAGCCCACCAUUUGCCCCAUAG
This is a messenger RNA of Dromaius novaehollandiae (emu), 2364 nucleotides long. RefSeq names its product nascent polypeptide-associated complex subunit alpha, muscle-specific form-like. The record is from RefSeq and is a predicted model, not a curated record. Bases 1 to 2364 code for a protein of 787 amino acids. The transcript has 3 exons. Lineage: Eukaryota; Metazoa; Chordata; Aves; Casuariiformes; Dromaiidae.